AUGGCCGCCGCGGCGAUUACACCUCAGUGCCACCGGCCGUGGCAGCUGGUCGUCCCAGCGAGAGCGAGCGCGAGAGCGAGCCGCUGCACGGGUCGCCCAACCGCAGCCGCAGGAAUCGGAGUUGGUUGUGCGCCGAACGCAUGGACGGGUCCAGAUGCUGGGCGCGCCGUGAGGGCCAGGGCUGGCGCGGCCGAGGCGCGGCCGUCGUCGUCGCCGGACGCCGUGACCUACAGCGCGAGCAUCUCCACCGACACUCCCCUCCACGAACCUCCCGGGGUCUCCUUCGACGAGUACCUCCAGGACCGCGUGCGCGUGUUCCGCGCCAUGUUCCCCGACGAGAGCAGGAGCCAGCGGGUCGGCGAUGGGGAAUGGCGGGUCCAGAUGCUGCCGCUGCAGUUCCUCCUCCUCACCGUGCGCCCCGUCGUCGUCAUGCAGCUGCGACACCGCGCCGGCGGGCUCGACCUCCGAGUCACGGAGUGGGAGCUGAGGGGGCUGGACGUCAGCUACGCGCCCUCUAGCUUCGACCUCGGCGUGAGCGGGUCGCUGUACGCUGACCGGAGCCGGAGCCGGAGCCAUGGGUGCCGGAUGAGGGGCCACCUGAAGAUCGCCAUCACCUGCGUCCUGCCGCCGCCCCUGCGCCUCGUGCCAGAGUCUGUCCUGCGCGGCGUCGCCGAAUCGGUUCUGUCGAGGCUGGCGGAGAAGAUGAAGCGGGACGUGGACGUCGGCCUCAUCGCCGACUUCAGGAGGUUUCACCGGGAGAAGGCGGCAGCGUCCAGGGCCACGCCGACGCUGGACGCGACGGCAUCGGGCAGAGACCAAGCCUCUGAAAGCUAG
This is a messenger RNA of Miscanthus lutarioriparius, 834 nucleotides long. The record is from the annotation of a GenBank genome assembly. Lineage: Eukaryota; Viridiplantae; Streptophyta; Magnoliopsida; Poales; Poaceae.